This is a messenger RNA of Thecamonas trahens ATCC 50062, 1047 nucleotides long. RefSeq lists its product as uncharacterized. Gene Ontology annotation, molecular function: rRNA (uridine-N3-)-methyltransferase activity. Gene Ontology annotation, cellular component: cytoplasm. Gene Ontology annotation, biological process: rRNA base methylation. Bases 334 to 1047 code for a protein of 237 amino acids. NCBI's taxonomy places the organism in Eukaryota, Apusomonadida, Apusomonadidae. The transcript has a single exon. The record is from RefSeq and is a predicted model, not a curated record.
GGCAAUGGGCAAGCGUGAGCGAGUGCGUGCGCGUGCGCGGAAGCGCAAGGUGGAGAAGAAGCUCGGUGUGCGCGAGCAGGGCGGGAAUGGUGGUAGGGCCGAGGUGAGGAGGAUGAUCCGGCGCGGGGCGAUGGGCAGCGGCGGCGGCGGCGGUGCAGGCGGUGAAGGGGCCGGCGGGUACGGGAUCGAUGGGCGGAGGGUCAAGGCGGAGGCGGGGGCCAGUCAGAGCAAGAGUGGCAAAAAGAAGAAGAAGGGCGGUGCUGGUGGGGGGGGAUUCCCGUCAUCUCGCGCAAGGCCGAGGCGGUGUACGGCGAGGCCGCGGGUAUCUCCAAAAUGCUGCUGGUUGGUGACGGCGACUUCUCGCUCGCUGUGGCCAUGGUGCGGCUGGCCGGCGGCGACGGAUCGCGGCUGGUGGCUACGUCGUACGACUACGCUGAGGACGUGCGCGAUAAGUACAAGCAGGCUGAGUCGAACAUUCGCGCGCUGGAAAAGGCCGGCGCGUCCGUGCUGCAUGGCGUCGAUGGUCGCAGGCUGCACCGCAAGAAGGAGCUCCGGGGCGAGCUCUUUGAUCGCAUCGUGUUCUUCUUUCCGCACUCGGGCCAGCAGCGAGUCCAUGUCAACCGCCUCCUCCUCUCCGAGUUCUUUUCCUCGGCGGCGCGCGUCCUCGCCCCUGGCGGCGAGGUCCACGUCGCGCUCAAGACCUUCGCGCCGUACAUCCACUGGAACGCUCCGGGCGCCGCCGCCGCCGCCGGCCUCGACCUUGUUGUCCAGCAUCCGUUGGCCAGCCUUCAGCUCCGCGAGCACGGCUACAUCCACCGGACAACGGAUCCCAAUGCCGUCAAGUUCCGCUCGGUCGACUCGAUGCUGUACGUCUUUGCCAAGUCGGCGGCAGCUGAAGCCGCUGCGGCGUCGUCCAAGAAGCGCCGCGCGGCCACCAGCACCUCGACUGAGAUCGCUGCCAUCCUCGACGCAGCCGGGGGUACCCUCUUUCCCGUCGCGCUCUCUGCCGAGGCACGUCCCAUCAAGAGGCGGAAGCUGCUUCCCUAG